Gastrolobium bilobum is the source of this 3479-nucleotide messenger RNA. RefSeq names its product MDIS1-interacting receptor like kinase 2-like. Gene Ontology annotation, biological process: protein phosphorylation. Gene Ontology annotation, molecular function: protein binding; ATP binding; protein kinase activity. Lineage: Eukaryota; Viridiplantae; Streptophyta; Magnoliopsida; Fabales; Fabaceae. The record is from RefSeq and is a predicted model, not a curated record. The transcript has 2 exons. The coding region runs from base 39 to 3329 and encodes 1096 amino acids.
CUUAAUUCUUAAUCCAAUAUUCCUGUUAUACUUGAACCAUGGUACCCAUUUUUGAAAAUGGAACGUUCAACAAGAUUCUAUCCUGCUGGAAGAUUCCCUUCAUAUUCCUUUGGGUGGUCAUUCUAACACUCUCUUCGCCUCAAGUUGCUGGUUAUUCCAGAAUCCCUUCUUUGGUCCCUGCUCCCACCACUGCUACGUUUCAUGAUCAAGCUGCAGCUGAAGACAGUGAAGCAAAUGCUCUGUUAAAGUGGAAACACAGCCUUGAAAACCAAAGCCAAUCUCUCUUGCCAACUUGGACAGGUACUACUACUCCAUGCAAAUGGGAAGGAAUUCAGUGUGACAAAUCCAAGUCAGUUUCCAGCAUAAAUCUUGCAAAUUAUGGUUUAAAAGGUACACUCCAAACUCUCAAAUUUUCCUCAUUGCCCAACCUCCUCAGCCUAAAUAUCUACAGUAACUUCUUUUAUGGAACCAUUCCCCCACAAAUUGGUAACAUGUCCAAAGUAAAUGUUUUGAACUUUUCUGCAAAUUCUUUUGAUGGUUCCAUCCCGAAAGAAAUAUGUACAUUGAGGAGUUUGCGUAGGCUUGAUCUUUCCAUAUGCCAACUAAGUGGACCAAUUCCUAAUUCCAUAGCAAACUUGUCCAACCUAUUAUAUCUAGAUUUAGGAAGGAACAAUAUUUCUGGCUCCAUUCCUCCGGAGAUUGGAAAAUUGAACAGCUUGAAGUUUCUAGGUAUUGGAGUUAAUGCCAUUUUGGGUUCCAUUCCCCAAGAAAUUGGAUUGUUGACAAAGCUUCGGUAUAUUGAUAUGUCACUUAACUCUCUCUCUGGUGCCAUCCCCAAAACAAUUGGUAACCUCAGCAGUUUAAAUGAACUUUACCUUGCUAAUAACACUAUACUGUCUGGGCCAAUCCCACCCUCUUUAUGGAACAUGUCUAACUUGACCAUUCUCCAUCUUUAUGGCAAUAAUCUUUUUGGAUCAAUUCCUAAUUCCAUAGAAAACUUGGCCAAUUUGGAUGAACUUGUACUUAAAGCCAACCACUUUUCUGGAUCCAUCCCUUACACUGUUGGAAACUUGACAAAGCUCACCUCAUUAUACUUAGGCUCUAAUGAUCUUUCUGGAUCAAUUCCUCCAUCGAUAGGGAAUCUGAUCAAUUUGAAUGCCCUCAGUCUCCAAGAAAACAAUCUCUCUGGAUCUAUUCCUGCAACAAUUGGAAAUUUGGUAAGGCUCACCAUCCUGGCAUUGUCCUCCAACAAACUUAGUGGUAGCAUUCCAGAGGUCAUGAAUAACAUUACCAACUUGAAUAGGAUGUUAUUAGACAAUAAUGAUUUCACUGGCCGCUUGCCACCUCAAGUCUGCUCUAGUGGGUCAUUAGUGUUCUUCAAUGCUCAACACAACCGUCUAACGGGUCCAGUACCUAGAAGCUUGAAGAACUGCUCUAGCAUUCAAAGACUCAGGCUUGAGGGAAACCAACUAGAAGGAGAUAUAGAGCAAGAUUUUCGUGAAUAUCCAAAUUUGAAAUAUAUUGAUCUGAGUGACAAUAAAUUUUAUGGCCACAUUUCGCCAAACUGGGGGAAGUGCCCUAAUCUUAUUACCUUCAAGAUAUCCAACAACAGUAUUUCUGGUGGUAUACCUAUAGAACUUGUUGAGGCAACCAACCUUGGCAGCCUUUACCUUUCUUCCAAUCACUUGGUUGGAGAGAUUCCAAAGGAGCUUGGGAAAUUGAAGAACUUAGUGGAACUCUACAUCAGCAACAAUCAUUUUUCAGGAAACAUUCCCACAAAAAUAGGAUUACUGCAGAAUCUUCUAGAGUUGGAUCUAGCAGGAAACCAGUUGAAUGGCACAAUACCAAAGGAAGUCGUGAGUUUGCCCAAAUUAGUGAAAUUGAAUUUGAGCAACAACAAAAUAACAGGAAGCAUUCCCUUUGAGUUUGGCAAAUCACAAUCUCUUGAUACUCUUGAUCUUAGCAGGAAUUUGCUGAGUGGAAUAAUACCAACAGUGCUUGGAGGUAUGAUUCAUUUGCAAUGGUUGGAUCUCUCACACAAUAAGCUUUCUGGCACCAUUCCAUCCAGUUUUGAUGACAUGCCAGGCUUGAUUUCGGUCAACAUAUCAUACAAUCAGUUAGAAGGGCCUCUUCCAAAAAAUCAAGCCUUUCUUAAUGCUCCAAUUGAGUCAUUGAAAAAUAACAAAGGCUUGUGUGGUAACGUCUCUGGCUUGGUUCUUUGUCCAACCUACCACAGUCGAAAGAGCCACAAGGUGAUCCUACAGGUACUAUUCAUCAUCUUGGGUGCUCUAAUACUAGUACUUUGUGGGGUUGGAGUUUCAAUAUGUAUUCUUUGUCGAAGAGCAAGAAACAAAGAAAUCCAGACUAAAGAAGCACAAUCAGAAGAACUCUUUUCCAUAUGGAGUCAUGAUGGAAAAAUGGUGUUUGAAAAUAUCAUUGAAGCUACCAAUAAUUUUGAUGACAAAUAUCUCAUUGGAAAAGGAGGACAAGGUUAUGUUUACAAGGCUGAGUUGCCUUCGGGUCUGGUUUUUGCGGUGAAGAAAAUUCAUUCAGAAACAAAUGGAGAGAAGCCCAAUUUUAAAGCUUUUGAAAAUGAAAUUCAAGCUUUGACAGAGAUCAGGCACCGUAACAUCAUAAAGCUGUAUGGUUUUUGCUCACAUUCAAGGUUCUCAUUCUUGGUUUAUAAGUUCUUAGAAGGUGGUAGCUUGGAUCAGAUACUAAACAAUGACACACGAGCAAAUGCAUUUGAUUGGGAAAAGAGGAUGAAUGUUGUUAAAGGUGUGGCCAAUGCUUUAUCUUACAUGCAUCAUGACUGUUCACCUCCAAUAAUUCAUUGUGACAUAUCAAGCAAGAAUGUUCUUUUGGAUUUAGAAUAUGAAGCUCAUGUCUCUGAUUUUGGGACAGCCAAGUUUCUUAAGCCUGAUUCACAAAGUUGGACCACAUGUGCUUACACAUUUGGUUAUGCUGCACCAGAGCUUGCCCAGACAAUGAAAGUGAACGAGAAAUGUGAUGUUUUCAGUUUUGGAGUACUUUCUCUAGAAAUCCUAAUGGGAAAGCAUCCAGGAGAUCUCAUUUCUUCAUUGUCAUCAUCAUCAACAGCAUCAAUGACUUAUGAUUUGCUAUUGAUUGAUGUGUUGGACGAACGGCCUCAUCAACCUGUGAAGCCAAUUGUUGGGGAUGUCAUCUUGAUUGCAAGGUUGGCAUUUUCUUGCUUGAAUGAAAAUCCAUCUUCUCGCCCAACCAUGGAUCAAGUCUCUAAAGAGCUUGCGAUGAGAAAAUCACCUUUGAAGGACCAGUUCCCCUUGAUCAAACUUGGACAACUCCAAUAAAACAUUGAACUACUUUAAGCAUUUUGUUUUUCUUGUUUUCUACUAUGUGUGACGCCACCAUCUUUUAUCUUAUGUUGUAAGCUUGUUUGUUUUGUCUUUGUGUACUCAUGUAUUACUUACUAGUUAUCUUUUGUGGGAAGUCCUCAGUGG